Messenger RNA from Carlito syrichta (Philippine tarsier), 3418 nucleotides. RefSeq names its product basic transcription factor 3 like 4 (gene BTF3L4). NCBI's taxonomy places the organism in Eukaryota, Metazoa, Chordata, Mammalia, Primates, Tarsiidae. The record is from RefSeq and is a predicted model, not a curated record. The transcript is spliced from 6 exons. Gene Ontology annotation, cellular component: nascent polypeptide-associated complex; cytosol. Bases 196 to 648 code for a protein of 150 amino acids.
GCAGGCUGGGCUUGGUAGUUGGGAUGCGCGCCCCCGGGAUAGGCCGCUGCGGAGAGGGAGAGGCGGGGCCGCUGUGUCACGUGGACCCGCUCCCGCCGCCGCCGCCGUCUUUCUCUGUCUCGGCCGAGGCAGCCAUCUUGCUCUUGCCGCGUGCCGGUGUUGGAGGAUCCUCCCUGCUUCAGAUUUACCAACAGCAUGAAUCAAGAAAAGUUAGCCAAACUUCAGGCUCAGGUCCGGAUAGGGGGCAAGGGUACAGCUCGCAGAAAGAAGAAGGUGGUACACAGAACAGCUACAGCUGAUGACAAAAAGCUUCAAAGUUCUCUUAAAAAGCUGGCUGUGAACAAUAUAGCUGGUAUUGAAGAGGUGAACAUGAUUAAAGAUGAUGGGACAGUUAUUCAUUUCAACAAUCCCAAAGUCCAGGCUUCCCUCUCUGCUAACACCUUUGCAAUUACUGGUCAUGCAGAAGCCAAACCAAUCACAGAAAUGCUUCCUGGAAUAUUAAGUCAGCUUGGUGCUGACAGCUUAACAAGCCUUAGGAAGUUAGCUGAACAGUUCCCACGGCAAGUCUUGGAUAGCAAAGCACCAAAACCAGAAGACAUUGAUGAGGAGGAUGAUGAUGUUCCAGGUAAAUCUCGUAGAAAAUUUUGAUGAGGCCUCAAAGAAUGAAGCUAACUAAAAUUUUUUUCUCGUUUUUGGAAGCUGGCAUGGACUAGAUUUAACAAAUCAGCUAUGUGGUUCCAAAGUUUUACAGACACGGAGAACAUCACCUGUUACUAGUUCAGUAAUAUAAAUAUUUUGUAUAUUAAUAAUGCUGUUUAUUCAGCAUUUUUCGGUCAUUUGAUUUUGCAUUUUGCACUUCUUCCCAGAUCUAUUCUCUUGGUCAAAAUAUGAAGUACUGGUGCAGUUUGAGGGUGUUUUGGUUUUUGAUUCUGGCUUUUUGUUUUUGUUGGGAUCUUUUUGGUGUAUGUAUGUUUAUGUAUGCGUGUGGGUAUGUGUGUAUACAGUGGAGAGCAAAUUGGAAAACAGUUCUAUUUAUCCUCCUCCUUUCUCCAGUAGAAAUAAAACAAAUCUUUACAUUUGUUCCCUUUUUUUCCCCUCCCCUCAAUAAUGCACAGAAUUAAUGAAAAGUGAGUAUCUUGGAUUUCAGAUCAGAAGAGAUUUUACCAGUAGGGGUUUGAUUUUAAUUUGCCUAGUUAAUUAUCAUGUUUUUCAUACAUUUAUAUGGGUUUAAAAUGUCUGGAGAUAUUUUGAUUCAUGCUAAAGUAAGGGGUAACGUCUCUUUGGUGUGGUUGCCUUAGAUUCACUUACCUAAUCAGACCCAGAAGAAUUUCUUUUACUAGCUUUCUUCCUAAAUGCCUUUUUUCCUUUCCUUUUGGUCUCCAAAUGGCCUGGUCAGCCUUUGGUAAUGUUCUUCCUCACCUUCUACCUAGCUUGAGAAGGAUGUUCUCCAUAGAGAGUUAAGUGAGUGCCUAAUCCCUCUUGUUGUAAGAUUUUGUUCCCUUAUCUUGAGGAAUAACAGCUUUAUCUUCAGCCUUUUAUUUUCCCUUGAUUUAACAGUUUGGUAGGUUUCAGACUGGAAUAGCUAGCAUGUGCUUGCUAAAUAAUUUUGUGCCAGCCUUACCUUUUAUCCUAGCUGUUCUUAAUAGCAGGUACAAAAAAAAAUCCCUCUUUUUUUCAGCAAGGUUGAAAUUGGGACUGUCCUUUUGAAUCAGAAGAAAAUAGGCCAUAGACUCAUCCCCCCAGCACAGAUGGGCAUUCUAUGAAAUGGUACUGGCCUUAGGAGGAUUUCUUCAAUCACUCUCCUAUUCUUGGCCUUGAACCUACCUCUGGGUUGGAUCUUACUGUUGUAGCUGCUCACAACACCCUCCUGCAUGCUUAGAAUAAUGCUUUGGGGGAGCACUGGUAAAACACAGUAUUUAUUUUUCACCUCCUUUCAGAGGACUUGGAGGUAAGUUGCAUUCGUUCACUCAAGUUUCCCUCUUGCUAUCUGAUAAAAGCUUGCAUUUUGCUAUAUCAGCAUUUGUAAUAGCCAAUAUUUAAGGAUAAGGUUUAAAGAAUAUAUAAUUUCCUGGCCCAUCAUUAAACUAACUAUGGCUUAACUUUGCAGCAUACCAAUUUUUAUUUCAAGCUAGAUAUCUUCAUUUGGCAUCUAAGGUGUAAGAUCAACAACAUAUUGAGAGAUCUAUAGACAUGAAGGCAAAGCUCUUGUAUUUUUUUCACCCAAACACCUCAAUUUAUUUUAUAAAUUUGUUAAUUUUUCCUGUUAUGUUUUAUAUAAUAUAUGGACUUAACAAAAUAAAAUAACAGUACAAAAGAAGGGAAUAUUUCCUCUUGUGCUUCUCUUAUUGUCUAUAGAAUUUCCUUCUUUUGUAUUACUCCUCUGUUUUCCACCGCUAAAUGAACUUUAGUGCAGUCAUUGUUUGAAAUAUUGUCUCAUCCACUGUUACGACAGUAGCUCUACAUGGUCUACAUAGUCCAGAAUUCUGUUCCUCUACUUGUCCCAAAGGGCACACUGUGGGGCAAAGAGAGUUAGGAGGACCACUUCAAGUUGUUAGGGACAGGUAAAAAACAGGCAGUUAUAAUGAAUGAAAAAAGAACACUCAUCUGGAAGUCAGGCAACUUGUAUUCUAGUCCAGACUCUGGCAGUAAUUAUGUGAUCUUGGAGAGGUCACCAACUACUCUGAAAUUCAUCAUCAGUCAAAUUAGACAUUUCUAAAUCUGAACUUUCUUCUGCUUCUGCAGUUCUGUGAAUCUCAUUUCUGUUGUGUUUAUGCUGCUUCCUCUUUUCCCCUUUUGAUCACAUUUUAGCUACUCAUCCAAAGGAUCUCUAGUCAGUUUUCCCUUUUAUCCUGUUGACAACAACUCUUAAUGGCUGGCCUCUUGCAUACGGUGAGCCAAUAUUCUUUUUGUCUUAUAUUUUUAUACCUUGCUCUUUCCUGGACAAAGAAUAUUUAGAGCCUCAAAUUCUCAGCACAAAGAAAUGUUCCUCCAGUGUGGACAGGCACAGGGCAAGAGAGUAUGGAUGAAACUUUUGUAAAUUGUAGUGUUCUUGGCAUAAAUGUGGAUUAAAUAGUUUUUUUAAAGAAUUAGUUGCUAAGUAUGUGCUUUUUACUAAGGUUGGGUAUUUUUGCCAGCAUAACUAUAAAAGCAUUUUCUAGGGAAAUUGGCCUUAAAAUUUUGGGAUUAUUCAAGAAACGUCUGUAGAAAAUUGACUCAUGAUCUUAAUUUUUGUGGUUAGUCCUUUGAGGGUUUUUUUUGGUUUUUUUUGUAAAACUCUUUUAUCUGUUUGGGGUAAAUCCAAAGUAAAUGGUUUUAUCCUUUUUUUCCCUAUUAAGUAACGGUUUAAGACUAUAUCAAGCACCUUAUUUUAUUGUUAAGUAACUAAUACAGGAUUCCAUUAAAUUCAUUUUACUAAGCA